AGCUCGGCCAGCCAAUGAGAGGCGAGCCUGCGGCCAGGCUUGGAGUCUUGAGAGGCAAGAAGUAGAAGCUGGUUGCGGAAGAUGUCCGGGCGCAGAGGCUCAGGGCGGGAGCGCAAUCCCCGGGGAUCUCAAAAAAGAAAAGCUGAGGUGGGUCUUGAGAUUAUAGUGAAAACUGAAGAUGAAAGCGACACACUUGUGGACUCUGACAAGGAUGCAGAGUCAUCAGAACUGGAGACUCGCUGGGAAUGGCUCAGUGAUGGAGAUUUGUGGAUGGUUUAUGCAGAUGAACCUAACAACCAGAUCAACCAAGCAUUCAGCACUGGAAAACAGUCUGUGACCAUCUCACCUGAGCCCAGGAUCUCCUUACAAGUGGAUCUGAGAAAUAUGGUGCAGAAGAAUAAAAAGAGUGGCUACCCACGACCUAUACGACUUGCUGUGAAGGAGCAGGAUCAAUUUUUUGUGUGGCAGUGGCUGUCAGAUGAUGAAACCUGGAUCUCCUACGAUGCCAAAACGUCUAUCUUCCUGGAAACGGCACUGCACACAGACAGCAAGAUUGUGUCUCUUUGUCUGGGUGGCAAGCCUUACACAAUUGAUCUUGGAGCCAUGGUGCAAAAAAAUACCCAGUCACAUUAUGAAAGACAGAUUCAGCGCUGCUUAUCUGUUGCUCUAGAUGCCACAGCUGAUGAUGAAAAUGACAGUGUUAGUAACGGACCAUCAUCUGCAAAAAGACUCUGCGGGAACACAAGCAUUGAAAGUGGCGACAGUGAAUCAGAGGAUAGCAAAGAACACAUAAGAACCAUUGUGUUAAAGGGUAAGGCCCCAGUGGAUGCUGAAUGCUCCAGCAAGCUUGGAAAGGCACAUGUGUACAGUGAAGGUGAAGAGGUAUAUGAUGUCAUGUUGAACCAGACAAACCUGCAGUUUAAUAACAAUAAGUACUACCUGAUCCAGCUGCUUGAAGAUGACAAUGCUAGAAAUUUCUCCGUUUGGAUGCGCUGGGGGAGAGUGGGUAAGGUUGGACAGCAUUCUCUGGUAUCCUGUGGAGGAGACCUGCAGAAAGCAAAAGACGUCUUUCAGAAAAAGUUUUUUGAUAAGACAAAAAAUCUUUGGACUGAACGCGAUGAUUUUGAAAAGGUACCUGGUAAAUAUGAUUUUCUGCGUCUGGAUUAUAACUCAACCAUAAAGGAGGAAGAAAAUAUUGUGGAGGUGGAUAAGCCAGCUAUAGUUCCUAAAGUGGAGUCCAAGCUAGAUAAUUCAGUUCAGGAAUUGUUAAAGCUCAUCUGUAAUUUGCAGAACAUGGAGGAAACUGUGCUGGAGAUGAAGUAUGACACUAAGAAAGCUCCUCUUGGAAAGCUAACUGUGGAGCAGAUCCGGGCUGGGUAUAGUUCCCUCCAGCGUAUAGAGAACUGUAUCAAGAAACAAAAAUUUGGCAAGGAACUUGUGGAGGCUUGCAAUGAGUUUUACACCCGGAUUCCUCAUGACUUUGGGCUCAAGACACCACCUCUGAUAAGGACAGUACAAGAACUAGUCUUGAAAGUGCGUCUUCUUGAGGCUUUGGGCGAUAUACAGAUUGCUGUAAAGUUAGCCAGUUUAGAUCUCCGGUCCCACGAGCAUCCAGUGGACAGACAGUACAGACAGUUACACUGCAAUUUGGAGCCUUUAGACAAAAAGUCAAGUGAAUUUCAGCUUAUUGAGCGUUACUUGCAAAGCACCCAUGGUCCAACCCACAAUGACUACACCAUGACACUCUUGAAUGUUUUCUGUGUACAGAAAGAGACUGAAGACCGCUUUCGAGAAGAUCUACCCAACAGGAUGCUUUUGUGGCAUGGAUCUCGUUUGUCUAACUGGGUUGGCAUACUUAGCCAGGGCCUCCGCGUUGCUCCUAAAGAGGCUCCAAUAACUGGGUACAUGUUUGGAAAAGGAAUAUAUUUUGCUGAUGUCUCCUCAAAGAGUGCAAAUUAUUGCUUCACAACUCGUGAUAAGAAUGUGGGAAUUAUUCUGCUAUCAGAGGUCGCACUUGGUGAAUGUAAUGAACUUCUUGCUGCAGAUUAUGAUGCUCAAAAGAAACUAAAAGGCAAACACUGCACCAAAGGCGUAGGCCGUAGCAUUCCAGACCCCCAAAAGAGCAUUAAACAUGAAGAAUCCGUGGUCCCCAUGGGCCCUCUCAUAGACACAGGUCUGAAUAAUAGCGAUGGCUACACACUAAAUUACAAUGAGUACAUUGUGUACGACAACCGUCAGGUCCGGAUGAAGUAUUUGCUGCAAGUCCGUUUCAACUAUGAUUCAUUGUGGUAACUGAGUAGCUUUAGAAGAGUGGAGCAGUAAAGUUGUGAUUUUAGGCACAUUCUGUCAAUACUACUGCAUGAGUAACUGGGAAGGAUGGUAGUGAGCAUAUGUACUUAAAUAGUUAAAAGCCUUGCUAGAAGAUAAAGCCUAUGUUUACCUUGUUGCCCAUCAUUAUCAGUAAUCCUGUUCUACUUCGAAAGUAGAGUAUAGAAACUUUGCCUUCUAAAUUCCAGUAGUGUACUUCUCGUUAGAUCUCAUUGACUAUUAAUGAACCUUUAUCUUUUUAACCUUGAAAUGGAAGAUCACUGUUAUAUAGAUCUUCUUGUAACUGAGUAAUAAAAUUAUAAUGUCGUCUUUGUGUACGUUA
This is a messenger RNA of Bufo gargarizans (Asiatic toad), 2650 nucleotides long. RefSeq names its product poly [ADP-ribose] polymerase 2-like. The transcript has 19 exons. Gene Ontology annotation, molecular function: zinc ion binding; NAD+ poly-ADP-ribosyltransferase activity. Lineage: Eukaryota; Metazoa; Chordata; Amphibia; Anura; Bufonidae. The record is from RefSeq and is a predicted model, not a curated record. Bases 82 to 2292 code for a protein of 736 amino acids.